Doryrhamphus excisus (bluestripe pipefish) is the source of this 1886-nucleotide messenger RNA. It is a transcript of the gene kptn, whose product is annotated as kaptin (actin binding protein). The record is from RefSeq and is a predicted model, not a curated record. Gene Ontology annotation, cellular component: lamellipodium; KICSTOR complex; actin cytoskeleton. Gene Ontology annotation, molecular function: actin filament binding. Lineage: Eukaryota; Metazoa; Chordata; Actinopteri; Syngnathiformes; Syngnathidae. Gene Ontology annotation, biological process: cellular response to amino acid starvation; negative regulation of TORC1 signaling; actin filament organization.
GUUUAGCAGGUGGCGCCAACACACUUCCUGUUCAGAAAAACCGCCGAAAUAGACGAAGAAGAAGCGACAACGCGGAAGAAGAAAAUGUAGCAGUAGUUGAAGACAAUAUGACAACAAACAUUUAUUUCUAUACGGUUGUCCGGCUAGCAAAAUAAUUUUACUGUUCUAAUUAGACUUUUUAUACUUUCCUUAAUACCAGAAAGCAUUCAGUUGGACUCCAACGUGACAGUAAUGAAGAGAGCAGCUACGAAAUAAAUAGCUAUAGUAAUUAAUCAUGUUCCCAGACUUGUAUCCUUUCGUGGAGGAUAGCUUUAGCCGCUUCCCAUCGCAGAGUAACAUCUAUGGCCUGUGUCAGGCCGGAGGACAGGAGCUGCUUGCCGCUACUCUCAAAGGGAAGGUGGUGAGCUUCACGUACCAGGAGUUGCAACAGAAGUUAAGACCAGUGGCCAAAGAGGUUCAGUUCACCUACAUACCAGUUGAUGCAGAGAUCGUGUCAAUUGAUGCUUUCAUCAAAUCUUCACCCAAAAGAGGCCUUGUGGUGGGAAUCACAUUCAUAAAGGACUCUGGUGACAAAGCUACCCCCUUCCUGAAUAUCUACUGUGACUAUGAACCCGGCUCAGAGUUCAACCUGGAGUCCAUCGCACAGAGUUGCCUAAAUCUGGAGCUGCAGUUUACGCCCUUCCAGCUGUACCACACAGAAGUGCAGAGUGACAAUGGAGGUAGAGAGACUGUUUUUCUUCUCAGCGGUCACGACCAGAGGAUCCACUUGUACAAAGAGAAUGCUUCGCUUCACCAAUUUGAAGAGCAGCCAGUGGAGAGACUCUUCCCUGAACUCCAGCAAUUACCCAGCAAUGUGCUGUGGUUGGACAUGCUGACCAUUGCUGAUGACCAAAGACUGUCGGCGUUUGGCUGUCAGAACGGCUGCGUUGGACUGGCUCUGGUCAAGCAAUCUGGACCAGAGGUUUUGCAGAGCUGGCGAGUUCAGUUCGACAGUCCGAUCUCCAUUGUGCUGCUGUUUCCUCUUACCUGCCAAACUGAGCCUAACAUGCCCAGCAGAGACAAAAUUUUGGGCGUUAAAGAUUACAACCUUCUGGUCACGAGCACUAUCGAGAUGGCAGUUGUCUACAGAAAUGUCCAGCAACGAGGAUUGUCCCACUCCAUGUGUCUCUCUGAAAGUGAUCAGUGGGACGCGGUGCUUUGUGCUCUUGUCAUUGAUCUGGACUUUGAUGGGGAGAAGGAGGUGCUGCUGGGAACAUAUGGCCAGGAACUUCUGUGUUAUAAGUUCCAGCAUGCAGCGGAAGGAGAAGAUGGACACUUUCAGUUUCUGUGGCGACGAAGCUUCAAAAGUCCUUUGCUGUCUAUCAUCUACUUAGAUCUGACCGGGGAUGGUUUGAGAGAGCUGGCUGUCCUCACGCUGAAGGGACUGCAUAUCUUACAGCAUAGUCUCACCAGCACUGCUGAUCUGGUCCUGGAACGUCUUGCCAAGAGGGUGGCAGCGCUGGUUGUUGACCCCAAGUCGGAGUCUGUCAAAGGUCAAGAUACCAAUGAAAAAGAGGACCAUACAGUUCACGUAGCUUGAAAAUAAACAUACAGUAUGUUACAUGUAAACUGCAUCUAUAUGUCAUCUACACACGACUUUAGGUUACAUUGGUUCGAUGCACGUUAAUUUUCACUUCCAUGGUGAUGACUUUCCCUUUCUUUCGCGCACUGCUCUGCUUGGAAGAUAUCACAUCAUAAUAAUAUAUCAUAAUACAAGACAUAAUAUAUCAUAAUACAAGACAUUAAGGGAUAUCCGCCUUUUAUUUACAAAACAUGCAAAACAUUUCAGUGUUUCAUUAAACUGUGUUUAAUCAGUGGAAAUUCAUGUUUACAGUACAUUGCCCAAC